GGAGGUGGGAGGAGGUGGCGUUUCCGGCCGCUAUCGCUGUCCAGGGAGGCUGAGGCGAGAGGGAGCUGUCCGGGUGGGGAGCCCGCACUACCUUCCUCCUCCUCCGGGUGAGGGGAACGAAGGUUGGGGCCCCAACCCCAUGGACCGGGAGGAGGUGAAGGCCGCCGAGAGCCGGGGCCCCGUUGUGUGGCCUUGAGCCCCGUGGAUUGGUUCUGCCUGUCUGGAAGACCAUGGAGAAGAGGCUGGGAGUCAUGCCAAGCCUUGCUUCCUGGAUUUUAUCAGAAUUUUGUUGGCAGACAUCUGUGAAGUGGUUGAAAAGCCUGUACCUGUUUUAUACUUGCUUCUGCUUCAGUGUGCUGUGGUUGUCAGCAGAUGCCAGUGAGAGCAGGUGCCAUCAGGUGAAAACACAGUUUGGAGUUGGCCUGAGAGCUGGGGGAGGAAAUCACCUCCGGCUUCUUGAAGGAGCUCCCUCUCUCCAGGCAUGUUGGACUGCCUGCUGCCAGGACUCUGCUUGCCAUGCCUUCUGGUGGUUAGAGGAGAUGUGCAUUCUAGCAGACUGCAGCAGGCCUCAGAACUGCCAGGCUUUAAAGACAGACUCUUCCAACUCCGUGUUGGUGUUUUUAGAAAAAGUCCGAACUACUAGUGAUUUGGAUUUUCCACCUGAAGAUUCUGUACCACAUAUUCUGGUACUAGGUUGGAGCAGGGCAUCUUGGAGGAGGAAGAGCCCACCCAGAGCUCCACUCAAGCCUACUCUAUCUUCAAGUGACCAGCAGAACUUAGUUCUGAAGCUUCGGAAGAGGGAUAGUCUUAGUCAAGAAGUAGUUACAUCUGCAGUGACACAGCAUUCUGAAGUGAAUGACUCCAAGGUAUUAGGUGAUCGGAAUGCCAAUGACUCUGCAGAGGUCCACAAGGAAAUUGUAAUUUCCAAUCCCUUAGCCACAACCCUGCCUGUGGAAGAGAUAUCUGGUUGGUCAAAGAAUCUGUCAGCCUCACAUGAGGCAUCAGAGGAUCCUAGUACUGUGUCCAGCGCUCAGCAAGUGAAAAGCUCUGGGGAAAACGCUGCUGCUCUGCCAGUGGCUCCUUCCUACAGUUAUGCCACCCCAACCCCCCCGGCCUCUUUCCGGAGCACCACAGAACCAGUUAUAAGGAAAUUGGUGGUAUCUGCUGGAGAUAGUGUCCAGAUAACCUUGCCCAAGAAUGAAGUUCAGCUGAAUGCAUUUGUUCUCCAAGAACCACAUGAAGGAGAAACCUACACCUACAACUGGCAACUGAUUACUCAUCCUAAAGACUACAGUGGAGAAAUGGAAGGGAAGCUUUCCCACAUCCUCAGACUAUCCAAGCUCACCCCAGGACUGUAUGAAUUCAAAGUGAUUGUAGAUGGUCAAAAUUCCCAUGGGGAAGGUUAUGUGAAUGUGACCGUCAAGCCAGAGCCUCGUAAGAAUCAGCCCCCUGUGGCCAUCGUGUCACCACAGUUCCAGGAGAUCUCUCUGCCAACCACAUCUACAGUCAUUGAUGGCAGCCAAAGCACUGAUGAUGAUAAAAUCGUCAAGUACCUUUGGGAAGAACUUAAGGGACCUCUGAGAGAAGAGAAGAUUUCUGGAGAUACGGCCAUAUUAAAACUAAGUAAACUCGUCCCUGGGAACUACACAUUCAGCUUGACUGUAGUAGACUCUAAUGGAGCUACUAACUCAACAACAGCAAACCUGACAGUGAACAAAGCCGUGGAUUACCCCCCUGUGGCCAAUGCAGGCCCCAACCAAGUGAUCACUUUGCCCCAAAACUCCAUCACACUCUCUGGAAACCAGAGCACUGAUGACCAUGGCAUCUACAGCUAUGAAUGGUCACUCAGCCCAACCAGCAAGGGGAAAGUGGUGGAGAUGCAGGGUGUUAGGACACCAACCCUGCAACUCUCUGCCAUGCAAGAAGGAGACUACACUUACCAGCUCACAGUGACUGACACAAUAGGACAGCAGUCCACUGCUCAAGUGACUGUAAUUGUGCAACCUGAAAACAACAAGCCUCCUCAGGCAGAUGCAGGCCCAGAUAAAGAAUUAACCCUCCCUGUGGACAGCACGACCCUGGAUGGCAGCAAAAGUUCAGAUGAUCAGAAAAUUACCUCAUAUCUUUGGGAAAAAACACAGGGACCUGAUGGGGUGCAGCUCAAGAAUGCUAACUGCACUGUCGCCACUGUGACUGGGCUGCAAGUGGGAACCUACGUGUUCACCUUGACUGUCAAAGAUGAGAGGAACCUGCAAAGCCAGAGCUCUGUGAAUGUCAUUGUCAAAGAAGAAAUAAACAAACCACCUAUAGCCAAGAUAACUGGGAAUGUAGUGAUUACCUUGCCUAUGGACACAGCAGAGCUGGAUGGCUCCAAGUCGUCAGAUGACAAGGGAAUCAUCAGCUACAUCUGGACUAGAGAUGAGGGGAGCCCAGCUGCAGGGGAGGUGUUAAAUCAUUCUGACCACCACCCUAUACUCUUCCUUUCCAACCUGGUGGAGGGAACCUACAUAUUUCACCUGAAAGUAACUGAUGCGAAGGGUGAAAGUGACACAGACCGGACCACACUGGAGGUGAAGCCUGAUCCCAGGAAAAACAACCUAGUGGAGAUCAUCUUGGAUGUCAACGUCAGUCAGCUAACUGAGAGGCUGAAGGGGAUGUUCAUCCGCCAGAUUGGGGUCCUCCUGGGGGUGCUGGAUUCCGACAUCAUUGUGCAAAAGAUUCAGCCGUACACGGAGCAGAGCACCAAGAUGGUAUUUUUUGUUCAAAAUGAGCCUCCCCACCAGAUCUUCAAAGGCCAUGAGGUAGCAACGAUGCUCAAGAGUGAGCUGCAGAAGCAAAAGGCAGACUUUCUGAUAUUCAGAGCAUUGGAAAUCAAUACUGUCACAUGCCAGUUAAAUUGUUCUGACCAUGGGCACUGUGAUUCCUUUACCAAACGCUGUAUCUGUGACCCUUUUUGGAUGGAGAAUUUCAUCAAGGUGCAGCUGAAGGAUGGAGAUAGCAACUGUGAGUGGAGUGUGUUAUAUGUCAUCAUUGCUUCUUUUGUCAUUGUUGUUGCCUUGGGGAUCCUGUCCUGGACUAUGAUCUGUUGUUGUAAAAGGCAAAAAGGAAAGCCCAAGAGGAAAAGCAAGUACAAGAUCCUGGAUGCCACAGAUCAGGAAAGUCUGGAGCUGAAGCCGACGUCCCGAGCAGGCAUCAAGCAGAAAGGCCCGAUGCUGAACAGCAGCCUGAUGCACUCCGAGUCAGAGCUGGACAGUGACGAUGCCAUUUUUACAUGGCCAGACCGAGAGAAGGGCAAACUCCUACACGGUCAGAAUGGCUCCGUGACCAACGGGCAGACCCCACUCAAGGCCAGGAGCCCACGAGAGGAGAUCUUAUAGCCACCUGGUCUGUUUCCUCAGGGUAGGGGUGACAGAACUGGGACCCAGAGCACUCCAGACUGGUUCUCAUACCUCUCACAUCUGUGGGCAGCCGCUCCCAGAAUCCACUGGUCAUUCUGCCCCAACCUUCCAAACCAGAGCUGCUGAUACUUGAAUCCAGGAAUCCCUGAAUGAAGCUGUGAAUGAAAAGUUUUUCUCUUUAAACCUAUCUGAAAGGCCCCAAGGCCCUAACCCUCACCUCAGGUCUUUUUUUUUUUUUUUUUUUGCAAAGCCCUCCCCACCUCCGAGGACACUGGCCACCUCUUCAGCUCUAUUAGCAGCGUGCUAUUCCCAGGGCACCUGCACAGUGAGGCCUGGCUAUGCUCCCAUGCCUGGGCCCAGAACCCAGCUCCACCAGCCUCCUGGCCCCAAAAGCCUGCCUGCAGACAUGUUCUCUGCUCUCCUGCCUGGGGUGGAGGGUGUCUUCUCACUAGGCCCAAAGGAAGUGGUGCCUCCCCUCCACACCUCUGAUGCCCAGCUGGUAGUGCAGACAUGGCUUCUGGCCCAAGAUUUGGGAAGGGCUGGCUGCAUGGAGAGGGACACUUCUGGCCAUGGCUACUGUGAGCAUCUAGGCUGGACGCAGACUGCCUCAUCCUCAGUCCCCCUAACCAGCCCACGCUGCUUCAGGCCUCAGGCCCACUCUCUGCCCUGAAGAGACAGCCACCAAUGGACCAGAAUGUUGUGGCAGAGUGUAUGUGAGUGACUGCCCCACUGUGGUCUCCUCUCUGUCCGUCUGCCCAGGUAUCUGCCCUCCAUGUCCCUUGCAUGUGUAUAUGUGUUAGAGUGUGUGUGCCUCAACUCUUCACAGGGCUCUCAGCUGCUCACAAGGCAUCCUUGACUUGGAAAGACUUUCAGCUCCUCAGAACAGAGACUUCCUGGCCCUUCUUGGCCUUGCCACUGGCUCCUCAGCCAUGGAAUCUGGACGUUGAGGAAGGGGAGGUUAGGGGUGGAAGUGGCUUUUUAAAACUAAAACCAACCUAGUUUAUACUACUGCACUCCUGUCUGUUGUGGGAUGAUUAAACAUGCUAUUGAAUUGU
This is a messenger RNA of Erinaceus europaeus (western European hedgehog), 4453 nucleotides long. Its product is annotated as KIAA0319 like. The transcript has 21 exons. Lineage: Eukaryota; Metazoa; Chordata; Mammalia; Eulipotyphla; Erinaceidae. The coding region runs from base 231 to 3377 and encodes 1048 amino acids. The record is from RefSeq and is a predicted model, not a curated record. Gene Ontology annotation, cellular component: plasma membrane; cytoplasmic vesicle.